ACAAUGUUCAGCUGUAACCAAACUCCAUCUGUCAAGUCACGUUCUCUCCCUGCUCUGCCUCUACAGUAUCGGUGCAGCCAGGCUAGGGGCACUCCGCUCGGUGCCACCCUCCGAGCCAGACAGACGGCAGGACAGACAGACAUCUGCCUCCCAGACCAUCGCACAUUAUGGAGGCUCUGCACAUGCAACCCUUUGAAGAGAAAGUGCUGAUGCUGGAGGAUCAGGAACAGGAUAAAAGCAGUGGACAGAAAGAGGGAGGAAUGGAAGCCUCAGACGCAGAAUCAGACGAGGACUCCGAACCAGAACCCCCACUUGUCGUUCAGAGGAAGGUGUCAUUCGCAGAUGCAUUUGGCCUCAACCUGGUGUCAGUGAAGGAGUUUGAUAAUGCUGACGUGACAGAGUCAGAGGUCAACCAGGACCUUGUGAGUGAGGCCACCCAUCCCUUGGAGGAGUUCUACAUUUCCUGCUUGUUUACAGUCCCCUCGUGCUCCGAGGAGCUGGACCAGAGGCUGCAAGCACAGAUGGUGGAGCUGGAAAGCAUCGAGCUUCUUCCAGGAACCUCCAUGCUCCGUGGAAUCAUCAGGGUGGUUAACCUCUGUUUCGAUAAGUCUGUGUAUGCCCGGAUGACCCUUGAUCGCUGGACGAGCUACUUUGACCUGUUGGCGGAGUACGUGCCUGGAUCCAGUGAUAGGAAAACAGACAGGUUUACCUUUAAGUACACCUUGAUUCCUCCUUUUGAGAAAGAGGGCACCAGAGUGGAGUUCUGUCUGCGUUACCAAACUUCAGAGGGGACUUUCUGGGCUAAUAACAACCGAAUAAACUAUGUGCUGUUCUGCCACCAGAGAGGACAUAUACGGGAGCAGAGGCCUCCAGUGCAAGAGGAGGGUUGCAACUGUAGGAGCAAGAGGAGCUGUCUAAAAGCUAACCGGAGGGGAAGUACACAGGAAAAGGCCUUGGAGACCAGUUACACAUCAACAGUUAUUGCAGAGGGAGAGGCUGCACAUAAAGCACGGAAGGCGGCCUUAAAGACGAAAGACAGUGCAGAGAUAAAAUCAGAACUAUGCCAUGAAGAACACCAACCUUUGGUGGAUAGCAUAAAAAGCAGACAGAGAGCAACAAGAUUGGCACGUGUGCAGGAACAACUCGCCAAACGGAGACAGCAAGUACCAAAUGCUUAUUCACAUGGUUCAGCCAAGGGCCAGGAACUUUUUCAGCCUUUGACACCUACGUUGGUUGACACUGCCGGCUUUCCCCAUGGACGCCCAAAGAAGAAGCCAUCCAACCACACUCCGCAGGUUCUCACCUACCAUCAGAUUCCUCUGUUGACUCUGGACUGGAACAAUGACAAAAUCCAGCAAUGGGGAUCUGCUGAUAUAGAUGAUAUCUGGACUGGGCGUACUAAAACUCCCUUGUUGAAAGCGUCAGCGGAAAAUAUGGAAGUAACACCAUCUAAUAAUGAUAUGUGGGAGAACUUUAGUAGUGGUACAGAUGAUACCACUGAUAAAGGAUCCUCUGUGUGCGAUGAAUGGCAGUCAUUUCUCAAUGGGGCGAGCUGUACAGACCAUUUUGAUGUUCCAGAAUCAGAAUGGCUACAGACAGCAACCUCGGUGUCUCCCUCAAAAGACAAUGAGCCCAAAGCCCAAUAUGUGUCAAGCUGUCAAACGCAUGUAUUUCAGGUGGGGACAGAUCCACCCGCCACCUUUAAUUCACACACCUCUGUUGCAUGUCAUAUGCUGUCAAACUCUCGCCAAACAUCGUUGGCUUCGGUUGCCUUGAACAUGGACGACCACCAGCCAGCAGCGGCAUGUGUCAGCAGCCCGAGAAAUGACAACACAGCGACACAAGAAGCAUCCCAAAGGUCACAGACGAACUUGGUAACAGACACUCUGCAGGAAUUUAGCCUCAAGGGGGUGACGCCUGUGUCCGAGGGAUGUGUUGAUGGGUUAACCAAGUGUCAUGAGCAUGCGAUGUGGGAACGAGAAAGAGAAGGAAUAAUGGGAGGAGCGGAAGGAAUAGAAAGAGAUGAACACACAGCUGACUUAGUAACAGGCUCAGGGGAGUCGGAGACAACACGCUUGAUAGAAAUGCCAGAGUCUCAGAAUGCCAGUGCCGUUGAUAGGAUCUCACAGGGAGCGAGGCUGGAUGUGGGUCUUUCUUCCAGCAAGGAAAGCGAGGUUACAGGUACUGCACACAAUGCAAUGGAUGACACGCUGGCAUUUCAGGGGACUAUCAAACAAGGGACAAAGCACGGGGAGAGGUUUGUCUUUCCCACAUCAAGACAGGAAGAAGAGAAAGGGAUCAUGAAUAACUGUACAGCAAAUAGAGUAUCUGCCGUGGUGCAGGUAUUUAGGCCACAGAAAACAGAAGGGUGUGAAAUCUCCCAGAGGUAUGCAGAUGAAAAGUAUCGUGAGGAAUUCAGGCUGAACCAAAACAGUGAAAAUCCAUUACUACAAGAGAAUGAGAGCAGUGAAAUUGAAAUAAGACCCGCACAGUUGGGUUUAGAUAAAUUCAAUCCAAAUCAAAUGUGUGAGGACAAUUUCAAGGAAAGCCAAAUGAGAGCAGGGCAAUUCAGAUUGGAUAAAAUAGAGAAUUUAGAAGUAUACAAACUGACAGGGGUGGAAUCUACCUUUUGUACAUCCUGUGGAGAAACAGAGCGACUAAUGGGUGCAGAGGCGGAAAUUAUCAAGGUAUUAAAUGAGGAAUCAUGUCAGUACAAGGCUUUACAAUUGAAUCCAUCACGGCAGGGGGACAACACAUUCAUACUGUCAGUACAUGAAAAACAGUCAAGGCCAAUCCAGGCAACGAAAGAGUUGUGCUAUCAGGAAAAUGGACUGGAAUCUAAAACUGGUGAACAUUCAUUAGACUCAAACCAAAAAGAGGAAGGAACAAGCUUGAGGUGUCAUGGAAUCAUUGAAGAGCAACAGGAAAAAAAUAUAUCAGCACAGACAAGACACACAGUGGAACAAAGCGACAUGAUGAAGGCCUUCCAACAUGACCAUGAUACUAUAAGAUCUUUUCCAACAGAUAAGUGCAACCCAAAUGCUUUGGAGGUGUCGGAGAAUAAAUGGAAUCAUUUACAGGGGGAUAUGAAGGGUCAGAAAGAGGAUGUAGGCAAUGAAACAAAAACAGAACAAGUUACCGCAAAGGAGACUGUUGGAAAGGCAGACAGUUCAACAGAACUUCAACACCAAUCGGAGUUAUUAGAAAUAAUAGAGGGAGAUAUGAGUCAGAGAGACAAAGAUGAGAGGGGGAGUAUUGGGAAGCUGAAAAUAGAAGCGCAGGGGGAGUUGAUGGGUAAUGAGGAGAACCCUCAGGGGGAGAAGAAGAAUGCACCAGCAAUAUUGGAAGAACAAGAGUUGUCAGGAGAAGUUGAGAGCUCUCCACAUGUUGAAUGUAAGAAAUUGUCAGAGGGAACAAAAGAGCCUAUUAAAGCAGAAAGUACUAAAACGAUUGAAGUGAUGGAGUUGGAAUUGGAGGAAAUGUACAUAGAAAGAUUUGGAGAAGAUUUGGUCAAGAGGAUUUGGGAAGAGGUGUUUGGUGAGAAAGUACAGGCUUGUAAGAGAGACACAGAUAUCACUAAUGAAACAGGGGGCAAGUCAGCAGAUAUACCUGAUAGUCCACAAAUAUGCCACUUUCUUCUUGACAAAGACUCAAACAACGCUUUUGAUUUAGGUAUAGAACUACCAAUGGAUCCCAAUUUAAGUAUCUCUCAAGACCUAGAGCAAACCUUAGUGCUGGAGAGCAAUGAAUCCUCCUCAAAGGAAGGUAGUAAGUCACUCUCCAAGACAGAACAAACUUACUUUCUUUCAAGAGAUUCACAAGCACAGACAGAUUUGACAUUGAGUGCUCAUCUGAGUCAAGAUCUCAAUCCCAUUUUAGCUGCUAAGAGUCAGCAGUCAUUGACAGAACCAGCCGAAAGCUCGCGAAAGGAUAAUGAAAACUACACUCAAAUAAAAGGCAGAGCAGUUGUCUACAAGGAGACAGUUAGACAAACUGAAGACUCCAGAGUCACCAACAAGGGAAGUUUUAAUCAAUCAUCCCACCAAUCAAACAGAGUUCCACAGAAAUUAGAAGAGUCUGAUCUUCUUGUAUGGUGGAGUAUGGUAUACAUCCUAUCACAUUACAUCACUAGACUAGUAGUCUGUGCCUUCUUAGUUGCUGGAUUUUUCUUCAUGGUUUUCCUGUAUGAUUUCCCAUUGUCCCUUGCACUCUACAUAUUUUCAAUGUGCUAUUUGUUUUCACAGUGGAAGAGACAUCAAGUGACGACUAACAAGGGGAUGGUGGGAUAGGACAAGAGUUAGUUGGUUGGUUGUUAGUGAUAAAAAAGUGUGUUGUCAACUCAUAUACUGUAUGUGGCAUUUUUAACCAUGAGUGAACAACAGUCACAUCAGGGCCUGUGUCCACAGACAGCUCUUGUUGCUCUAGAAGAGCUCAUGACCUCUUUUUAGGAGCACUUUAAACCAGUGCUUAUUGUUGCUAGGUAACAGAAGUUAACUUUUGCAGUCAUGUCCUGGCAUUAGCAGCAGCUCUACAUCUGGAAAUUGUAACCUUUGAAAAUACAAGUCAGACUAGUGUCUCGUCCGCCAUUUUUGUUGACAAAGCUGAUGUUAUUAAGGAUACUCUGUCUUGAUUCUGAUUGGACGGUUAGGGAUAAGUGGCACU
Messenger RNA from Labrus mixtus (cuckoo wrasse), 4662 nucleotides. It is a transcript of the gene ppp1r3aa, whose product is annotated as protein phosphatase 1, regulatory subunit 3Aa. Lineage: Eukaryota; Metazoa; Chordata; Actinopteri; Labriformes; Labridae. Gene Ontology annotation, cellular component: protein phosphatase type 1 complex. Bases 168 to 4289 code for a protein of 1373 amino acids. The record is from RefSeq and is a predicted model, not a curated record. The transcript is spliced from 4 exons. Gene Ontology annotation, biological process: regulation of glycogen biosynthetic process. Gene Ontology annotation, molecular function: glycogen binding; protein phosphatase 1 binding.